AAAACGUGGACAAAUGAGAUGUAGAUAACUCUUCUCAGUCUAAAAACUGCUAAAAAGACAGAGAAAUAACUUUUGAGUUUUCAUUGGUUUUGGAACUCUAGAUGUACGUCCCUAAGUUCUUUUCUCAUUAUCGUUCUUCAUUUUCUCCAAUUUGUGUUCCUUUUCUCUUAGUUAAAUUCUUUUCUUUUGAACUUCUCCUUUACAUUCUGUGUACCAGACAGAACAUAAUCGACACAGAUUUCAGUCUUGACCAAAUGAUCGAUGCCUUCUCUUCUAAAGGCUUGUCUAUUCAAGAUCUCGUCGUUCUCUCUGGAGCACACACGAUUGGGGCUUCGCAUUGCAACGCAUUCAAUGGAAGAUUUAAACAAGACUCAAAAGGAAGUUUCGAGCUAAUCGACGCGUCUCUCGACAAGUCAUACGCAAAGACACUAAUGAACAAAUGUUCGUCCUCAGAAUCGUCGUCAUUGACGGUGAGCAACGAUCCAGAGACAUCUUCGACAUUCGAUAAUCAGUACUAUAGGAAUCAGGAGACGCACAAGGGUUUGUUUCAAACGGAUUCUGCGCUGAUGGAGGAUGAUCGAACGAGGAAGAUGGUGGAGGCACUGAAAACAUUUCUGCUUUGUAAUUAAUUUGUCGUUGAUUAGUAUCGUAACAAUGUCUGGUUUAC
Molecule: messenger RNA, 667 nt
Organism: Camelina sativa (false flax)
Lineage: Eukaryota; Viridiplantae; Streptophyta; Magnoliopsida; Brassicales; Brassicaceae
Product: peroxidase 46-like
Biological process (GO): response to oxidative stress
Molecular function (GO): heme binding; peroxidase activity
Source: RefSeq, a predicted model, not a curated record